UUGCCCAGAAAGUUGCUGUGAAAUGCCAGCGAUAAGUACCGUAUUUAUUCUCCUCCUCCUGCUCUACGUGAUUGUACAGUCCGUGAAACUGCAAUGGAAGAAAAGGCAAUUUCCACCCGGGCCGGUUCCUCUCCCAAUCAUUGGAAGUUUAUGGCAGCCGAAAUUCGUUCGAUUACAUCGUGAUACCCUGAUGGAGGUAACAAAAACCUUUGGGGACAUCUACACUUUAUGGCUUGGUCGGUACCCUUUGAUUGUAUUGAAUGGAUACCAAGGGUUAAAAGAUGGCCUCACGAUCCACCCUGAAGAUUUUUCUGGCCGGCCAUUAACCCCUUUCUUCCGAACUAUGGGGAAAAAAAGGGGUAUUAUGCUGGCGACUGGCAAUACAUGGAAGACUCAGAGGCGAUUUUCCAUCAUGAUCCUUAAGACCCUGGGCCUGGGGAAGAGAAGCCUGGAAUACCAGGUCCAAGAGGAAGCCUCCCACCUGGUGGAAUCGUUUAGGGACCUGAAAGAAAAGCCCACAAGUCCUUCUAUGAAUCUCAUGUUCGCCGUUUCAAAUGUGAUCUGUGCCGUCGUCUUUGGCCACCGUUUCUCCAACGACAACCAAAGGUUUCGUCAGCUGCUGGAAACUGUUGAGCAUAUGUUCAAACUUGGAGGUACUUUCUGGCAAUAUCUCUAUGAUAUGGUACCCUGGCUUAUGGACUACAUCCCAGGUCCUCACAAUGAUAUGUUUUCUGCCUGUGACACCAUACGUGCGUUCAUAAGGUCGGAGAUCCAUCGGCACCAGGAAAGAGGCGCUCCACAGGAGCCAGAAGACUUUGUUGAUUAUUACAUUGCUCAAAUAGAGAAGACCAAAGAUCAGCCAAACCCAGACUAUGAUGAAGACAACAUGAUCCAGAGCAUAUUUGACCUGUUCUUGGGUGGGACAGAGACAUCCAGUGUCACGCUCUCCUGGGCGUUGCUGUAUAUGGUGGCUUAUCCUGACGUCCAAGCAAAAGUCCAGAAGGAGAUAGAUGCCGUUUUGUCUCCCUGCCAAACCAUCUGCUAUGAGGACCGCAAGAACUUGCCUUACACGAACGCCGUGAUUCACGAAGUCCAGCGUUUCAGCAACGUUAUCUCAACGGGGAUGCCCAGGUUAUGCAUAAAAGACACAAUGAUCCGACAGUUUCCUGUUAAAAAGGGCUCUGUAAUAUUUUCAAACAUGGCUUCUUCCUUGUACGAUCCUAAGGAAUGGGAGACACCUCGACAGUUCAACCCAAACCACUUCCUUGACAAAGAUGGGAACUUCAUAUCCCGAGAAGCCUUCAUUCCAUUUUCUCUAGGGCAUCGAGUAUGUUUGGGAGAACAUCUGGCAAGGACAGAACUCUUUCUUUUCUUCUCCAACCUCAUGAGGGCAUUCAACUUCUCUCUGCCAGAUGGAGUAAAAGAAGUCAACAUUGAACCGAUUUGGGGGGCAACCUUGAAGCCACAACCCUUUGAGAUCUGUGCUGUUCCUCGAUAG
Molecule: messenger RNA, 1498 nt
Organism: Euleptes europaea (tarantolino)
Lineage: Eukaryota; Metazoa; Chordata; Lepidosauria; Squamata; Sphaerodactylidae
Product: cytochrome P450 2J4-like
Exons: 9
Coding region: 23-1498 (491 amino acids)
Biological process (GO): arachidonate metabolic process; xenobiotic metabolic process
Cellular component (GO): intracellular membrane-bounded organelle; cytoplasm
Molecular function (GO): heme binding; oxidoreductase activity, acting on paired donors, with incorporation or reduction of molecular oxygen, reduced flavin or flavoprotein as one donor, and incorporation of one atom of oxygen; iron ion binding
Source: RefSeq, a predicted model, not a curated record